Patella vulgata (common limpet) is the source of this 2755-nucleotide messenger RNA. RefSeq names its product selenocysteine-specific elongation factor. Gene Ontology annotation, molecular function: GTP binding; translation elongation factor activity; GTPase activity. The record is from RefSeq and is a predicted model, not a curated record. The transcript is spliced from 2 exons. Lineage: Eukaryota; Metazoa; Mollusca; Gastropoda; Patellidae. Gene Ontology annotation, biological process: selenocysteine incorporation. The coding region runs from base 95 to 1609 and encodes 504 amino acids.
UAGCUUCCGGUUUCAAUUAUAGCCCGGUUGUUGUGCAACCCACGACUUUGGUUUAUUGAAAUUAUUCAUUCAUCGUUCUUUUGUUUUGUUUAUCAUGGACAUCGAGGCAAAGUUGUUUAAUUUUAAUGUUGGAGUUCUUGGCCAUGUUGACAGCGGAAAAACAAGUUUAUCAAAGGCAUUAAGUACAGUGGCAAGUACGGCGAGUUUUGAUAAAAAUCCACAGAGUAAGGAAAGGGGCAUAACUCUUGAUUUAGGCUUCUCAUCCUUUGCUGUUGAUAUUCCACCUCACUUGAAAAAUGAAUUGGGGAGCUAUGAAAAGGUUCAGUACACGUUGGUGGAUUGUCCUGGACAUGCAAGUCUGAUUCGAACAAUUAUUGGUGGUGCAGCCAUCAUAGACUUGAUGAUACUUGUUGUAGAUAUUGUUAAGGGAAUGCAGACACAAACAGCUGAAUGCUUAAUCAUUGGGGAAAUUCUUUGUGAAAAGAUGAUAGUUGUCCUAAAUAAAACAGACCUAAUUGAAGAAGAAAAGAGAAAGCCAACAAUUGAAAAAAUGAAGAAAAGAAUGCUGAAAACAUUAGAAAGGACAAGAUUUGCAGACUGCCCAAUUGUUUGUACAUCAGCCAAACCUGGAGGCUCAGAUGCUGAUAGUGGUUCUUCUGCUGGAGUAGAAGAUUUGAUCACAACCAUUCAAAAUCAUACCUAUUUACCUAAUCGUAAUGAAAUAGGACCAUUUAUAUUUUCAGUAGAUCACUGUUUCUCAAUCAGAGGUCAAGGCACUAUAAUGACUGGCACCUGCUUGCAGGGUUCCAUUUCAAUCAACGAUACGCUAGAAAUUCCAUCACUUUCAGUUCAAAAGAAAAUAAAAUCCAUCCAAAUAUUUAAAAAGCCAGCUGUUAAGAUAGUCCAGGGAGAUAGAGCUGGAAUAUGUGUCACACAAUUUGAUGCCAAGCUUAUGGAAAGGGGUUUAGUUUGUACACCAGGGGCCUUGCCCACCAUAAUGGCAGCUAUUGUGUCUAUUGAGAAAAUAGCUUUCUUUAAAGGUAACAUUAACACAAAAGCUAAGUUUCAUAUAACACUAGGACACGAAACAGUUAUGGGAAAAAUUACUGUUUUUGGAUGUGAACAAGACAGUGGUGACAACAAGUUUGAUUUUUCAAAGGAAUACAGGUAUCAAGAUAGUUAUUUGACUAAGGAUAUGUGUGAUGGCCAAGACGACAGAAUGAUGCCUAUAAAACAAUAUGCUUUAAUCGAAUUGGAUAAACCAGUCACAUGUGCCAUAAAUUCACUUGUGAUUGGUUCUAAAUUGGACACAGACGUUCAUGCAAAUACCUGUCGCCUGGCAUUUUAUGGUCGACUAUUAGAAAUAUUUACAAGUGCAAAAUAUGCAGAAGAAUCGUUACCCAAACUCAAGAUUUUUAAAAUUAAGAAGCGCGAAGGAGGCAUUGAUAGGGUGGCAGAUGAAUAUUCAAUUAUUGGAAAGAAUUUGUUUAAGAAAACAACAAAUAUGGAUUUGUUUACCAAUUUAAAGGUUGUUCUAUCCACUGGUGAAAAUGGAACAAUUGAAGGAAGUUUUGGAACAAGUGACUGUGACAAUAGCAGAAUAGAUUGAAUCAAAUAAUCGCAAGUUGAUUAUGAGGCCCCGUGAUUACUCAACCCUCACGACUAGAGGAAGAUGGACAUGUAUAUUAAACACAAUAGAGCAAAGCUGAGGAUGACGAACGAUGUUUAAGACUAGAGGAAGAUGUGUUUUAAACACAAUAGAAAUAAGCUGAGGAUGAUGACCGAUGUUUAAGACUACAGUACUUGUAAGAAAAUAUAAUCAGCUGUCACAGACUUCUUUACAAAAUGGCAGCAAAGUGAUUUAUAGAAAACUGAGGGAAGCAUGGGUCUUUACAUGUACAUUACCUGCUAACUAUCCAGGAAACUGGGUAAUAUUAUUUGUAAAUCAUGACAAAUAUUUUCCAUUCCUUUUUUAAAACAAUUUCCUCUUCCUUGUUCGUGUUUGCUAUGCUAUGACAAUUUAUGAUGCUCAGGCACUAUUGCUACAUGUAUCUGGAUCAGCUUCAUGCUGAGAAAGCCUUACACAAGCUAAGUCUAGCCCUUGUCAACUGUAAAGAACUAUAACUUCGAACUUAAAAGUUAUUGCCCCACACCUCCCAAUCCUCUACAUACCAGAGUUCAGAAAUUUGUUUGAAUUAAUCAUCAGCUUACUAGUACCUUUAGGAAGUCAAGCAAUCGAAUUAGGUUUGAUAAUAAGUAUUGUCACAUUAAUGUGCAAACCCUUACAACUUAGUAAAUUGGAUGAGAUUUCUUAGAAAGUCAUAGCAAAGAAUAAAAAACUGGCUGAAUAAUGUUAUGUCAUCCAAAGAGUAGAUGAGACUAAAGGAGAACUCCAGCCUAAGCUGAUUUAAUAUAUUAUUCAUGAUCUAGUUUGUAAAAUCUAAAGUACAAAUCAUUUUGCUUUUAUCUUAUGAGUUGCUGUAAAUAAACAAACAAACAAAAGCCACAUGUUUACUUGUAUAUAACUAGCUUUAUGCUACAGUUUUCUCAUACAUCAAAGCUGACAUGUUAAUAUUUUAAUUAAAAGCAAAAUGACUUCCACUUCGAAACUAUUAGAAUAAAAUACCAGCAGCUGCCAGACAGGAUACGCCCACAUUUGUGAGAUGGAUAGAGAACAAGCUAAAAAGAAAGUGAUUUUUCCUACAAUCAAUUUAAGGGCCAUAAUUCAGGAAAUUACAAUUCGAUAUGCGCAAAU